Molecule: messenger RNA, 1221 nt
Organism: Trichoderma breve
Lineage: Eukaryota; Fungi; Ascomycota; Sordariomycetes; Hypocreales; Hypocreaceae
Exons: 3
Coding region: 1-1221 (406 amino acids)
Biological process (GO): regulation of transcription by RNA polymerase II
Molecular function (GO): DNA-binding transcription activator activity, RNA polymerase II-specific
Source: RefSeq, a predicted model, not a curated record
AUGGCUCGCGUCUCCAAACAAGCCCGAGAUGCUAACCCGCCCAGCAAUACAAUCCGACGGCCACACCGCAAAUCUCGCAAUGGCUGCAAGCAAUGUAAACGACGUCAUAUGAAAUCAAAUCUUGUGGCCGCGAUCGGGGCGGCCGGUUUUCAUCCUACGGAUGGGGUUGAAUCCGAAACUGAAAGCUUACUACCAGAUGUUUACAACCUCGGUCAUCUCGCCCUCCUACAUCACCUCGAAAGCAACCUGCUCAACUCCGGUGACGCAGGUCUUUUCCCUGAUGCCACGAAAGCAGGGGAGAUCGCCAAGCUGAUCUUUAAAUCCGCCAUAACGACUCCGUUUCUUAUGGAUGAGCUUCUCGCUAUGGCUGCUCUUCAUCUGAGCACCCAGACGUUUGAUCCGGCAGAGAAGAACCAAUACCUCCACCAAGCGGCACAGCUCCAGACGCGAGCUCUCGGCCACUUCAACGCAAUCCAACCAAGGGUUUCCGAUGAAAAUUGUACAGCCCUGUUCCUGUUUUCCUCAUUUCUCGGCCUGCAUACGCUUUUCGACACAACCAUCUACCAGAGAGAUUUCACCGAGUUUCUGGACAAGCUUAUCCAAUUCGUUACCCUUCAUCGCGGAAUACGCACCGUUACUCGACAAUCUUGGCACAUCAUUAAUGAGACCGAGAUGAAACAUAUCAUCGACCCAAUAAGCGCGCUCGACCAAUUGGACCCUCAGCUAACCGUCUCUUGCGGUGAGUGUGACGGGCUCCUGGCCCAUCUUGCAGCGUCCAUCGAAAGCCUCGGUCCCUCCUCAUUCAACGCAUGCUGUGAGGCUGUCAAGUCGCUCCAGUGGGUCAUUGGGCGGCAGCGUGGUCUUCCCGACGAGCUCCAUCCACAUAUCACAAUGGCAUGGCCAGUACUCGUCUCUUUCGACUAUCUACAGAUGCUUAAGCAGCGAAGGCCAGAGGCACUAGUAGUUCUAGCCCAUUGGGCCGUGCUCCUAUAUCGCGACCGUGAGUUUUGGGUAUUUGGCGAUACUGGUCGAUUCAUGAUAGAAUCCGCCAUUUUCCGAGAGUUUUCCCGAAUCCCGGAUGAUGCAAAACCUCACGCCGGUCGAUUGUCCAAAAGUUCGGUUUCAAGAUUCAAGGGCGGAGAGCCUGCGGCCCGGUUUUUACUAUUAUAUGCUUUUGAAAAGGCUGUGUCGUUACGUAGUGGUCAGGCUCGCCAAGCGUAG